This is a messenger RNA of Vigna radiata var. radiata (mung bean), 733 nucleotides long. Its product is annotated as CASP-like protein 1B1. The record is from RefSeq and is a predicted model, not a curated record. The transcript is spliced from 3 exons. Bases 9 to 593 code for a protein of 194 amino acids. Lineage: Eukaryota; Viridiplantae; Streptophyta; Magnoliopsida; Fabales; Fabaceae.
CUUGCAGAAUGGCCUCAGAAAAUGCAGAAAAACUAGACCUUGGUUUCAACACUGCGUCUGAUAUCAAACCGAAGAAGGAGUGGAUGAAUUUGUUCCUUAGGGCUCUCUCAUUCUUUGCCACAGCAUCUGCUACACUCAUUAUGGCACUCAACAAACAAACCAAAACCUUGGUAGUGGCCACCAUUGGCACAACCCCACUAACAAUCACUCUCACUGCUAAGUUUCUCCACACUCCAGCAUUCAUAUUCUUUGUGAUAGUGAAUGGAAUCGUCAGUCUCUAUAAUUUGGUGGUGAUAGCAGUGGAUACAUUAGGACCACAAUAUGAUUACAAAGGACUUCGUCUUGGACUGACUACAAUUUUAGACGUGAUGGCAGUGGCUCUGGCAGCAAGUGGAGAUGGUGCAGCAACUUUCAUGGCAGAAAUAGGAAGGAAUGGAAAUUCACAUGCAAAGUGGGAGAAGAUAUGUGACAAAUUCCAUGAAUACUGCAACAGAAGUGCUGUUGCCCUAGCUACCUCCUUCCUUGGCAUCAUUCUCCUCAUCAUUGUUACUGUCAUGUCUAUCACCAAACUCUUCAAGCUAAAUCGUAUUUAGCAUCUCUUAAUCAAUGUAUCACUUCAUAAUAGUGUUAUUAUAUUCUGCUUUAUUUUCUUUAUUCACCUGUUUCAUCACUUCCAUGUAUCUUGGACUUCUGUAAAAAUUUUUAAGUUUUGUAUAAGACUAGUGUUAUACUA